AUGCAGGCUCCCCACAGGAAGCUCGACUCGAGUUAUCGAGCGGCUGCUGGACUGACAAGACGUGUUAAUCUUGGUCGGCACCUACUGUCAACCUAUAAUAAGCCGAAAGAGAACGAGCCUGUGGUGAAAACCGAAACAACCAAAACAGUGACACAAGAGCUGAGUCUUUCGAGCGAUGGGGAGGAAUUGAGCGAACUCAGCUCCGCAGAUAUGCCCUCGGAACCUGAAUUUGACUUGCCGGCGACUCGCAAAAUCAAGACCACGGCGCAAUAUGCAGCGUCGCCAGAAUCCAGCCCAUCGCAUCAUGAAGAGAAUCAGUUGAGAGUCACUCAGGAGCCUGCAAUUGACGAUGAGCCCAUUUCCACCGAGGAAGAAGCUAGCGAUCAGGAUUCCGACUUUCAAAGCUCGAAGAAAAGACCAGCACUUGAAUCCUACGAGGAGAAAAAGCGCACAGGGAAGGGUAGAAAUCCGAGGAAAGAGAGCGAUGACGAAUCUCCCAUCUUUUCGUCAUGGUCGUCUCAGAGAUCCAAACGCGCGAAGCCCAAUACUUACGGGUCCGUCAAUAUUCGAGUCCCCAAGUACGUCAAGCGGCCAUCUCUAAGCCCUGAGUCGGGCUCGUCAGGAACGGAAGCCUCGACCUCCAAAAUCGCCCAGAAGCGCACCGACAAACAGUCGGGUAUCUCCUCGAAUGGCGGUAUGUUGGCUUCGAAGAAAGUCAAGUCUCCGUCAUCCGGGCUAGCAGGAUCGUCUCCUGCAUCCAAAAAAUCCACGACCGUUCCUAUCGACACCAAUCCUUACUCCUCUCAUGCCGCCUCCUCUUUCAAGGAGCCUCUUUCCAUUGACUUGGAUGAGGACGAGUCGGGAUUUUCAUCCCUCACUUCUCCGCCAAGCUCUGUAGCUUCCGAGCCCGAUGAGCCACGUCAAGCACUCUGUCCGAUGUGCAAGAAAGAGGUCGAUCCUCAACUGCUUGAGCUGUUCUUGGCUCAACCGAAACAGCGUGUCCGGGAGCAAGAGCGAUUUUGCGCCUCCCACCAGCAGGGCACGGUUGAGAAGGAAUGGGAAGCAAAUGGACUUCCGACUAUCAGCUGGGACAGUUUCGACCAGCGACUUCAAAAGCACUUCCCUUCGCUCGAAAAGUUGCUUGUUCCAGACUGUACAUCAUAUUACCGAAAUAUCUUGGAGGAGGCUUUGAAGACCGGCAAAGCCCAAAAUUUCCGUCUGACCCUUUCGGGGGAUGGCCUUGAGACCAUCUCGUGCGGUUAUUACGGGACAAAGGGCUCCGGCAAGAUGUAA
Penicillium diatomitis is the source of this 1293-nucleotide messenger RNA. Its product is annotated as RTC4 family protein. The record is from RefSeq and is a predicted model, not a curated record. The transcript has a single exon. NCBI's taxonomy places the organism in Eukaryota, Fungi, Ascomycota, Eurotiomycetes, Eurotiales, Aspergillaceae. Bases 1 to 1293 code for a protein of 430 amino acids.